This is a messenger RNA of Centropristis striata (black sea bass), 3622 nucleotides long. It is a transcript of the gene adora1b, whose product is annotated as adenosine A1 receptor b. The coding region runs from base 997 to 2148 and encodes 383 amino acids. Gene Ontology annotation, cellular component: dendrite; synapse; membrane. The transcript has 2 exons. The record is from RefSeq and is a predicted model, not a curated record. NCBI's taxonomy places the organism in Eukaryota, Metazoa, Chordata, Actinopteri, Perciformes, Serranidae. Gene Ontology annotation, molecular function: G protein-coupled adenosine receptor activity. Gene Ontology annotation, biological process: G protein-coupled adenosine receptor signaling pathway.
UCUUUGAAGUCUGAGGCGCAUGAAUAUAUUUAGAAUGACCUGAAUAUCUAUUUGUAGUUCCGUUUCUCGGAGGUGUUUUUGAAAUAAAAGAAGUGUAUGUGUGCUGGCAGGAUUCCUGCUGUGUGCUGCCACUGUUUACUCAUUCCUUUGUCACUUUAGGGAUUGCAUUCAUGUUUUAUCUGUGUUAUUUGCGUGUCAGCUGUGAAGUUCACUGCCUUACCUCUUAUCAAAACAAUGGGCAGCAGAGCAAGGUCCAUUAACAUGUGAAAGGGCGUGGGAGAAAAGGCGUGCGCGGCAUAUUACAGAAACAUGAGAGCAGAGAUCACCUUUGCGCUACCUGGGACGGUCCCGCAGCAGCCUGCACCGCCACAGCUCUCUGUUCCUGCGUGAAAGGAGCGAGGCACAGCACCAGAUGGACUCGGGAGUGAAACCAAGGUGAUCUAUUUCACAGAAACAAAGACAACACGUCUGAAUGGAAGAGAAAAGGCGAGGAAAGCAUGCAGCUGUAUUCGGCAUUAUUGCUCCUGCUGACGGCGCGGUGGAGGAGGAGCUGAGUCUGUGCGCGCUCUCAUCCAGAAGCUUCUUAUUUGCCUUGUUAAAACCUGCAUUGUUGAAGCAUUGAAAUAAAUAAAAUAAAAAGCGUGCAGUGAUGAAGAUGAAGCGCCCUCUUGGAUGAGUGUGAGCGCAUGGGAAGGAUGGAGCAGGAGCAGGUGGAUUCAGCCAAGUGGAGGCGCAGCACGCAGAGCAGGAGCGACGCACAGCAGCCACCGGACCACAACACCUGCUCCACGACCGCUCGCCUUUAGCUGCUGCAACAUAACUGGAUUUCUCUUCUUUAUUUUUUAUUUUUUUUCUUGCAACUUCUAUGUAACCAGGAGGAGAAAGUGAUGGACGCGCAGCUCAUUUGGAGAAUGCAGUAGUGGGGGGAAACCAAACCAAGGACUGCUCUGUUUGACUCUCAAAUCAAUCUUAUCAAGGACAGAAUCAUCUGCAGGGAUGCCCGGAGCACUCCUCUCAGCGCAGUCGCUCUACAUCGGGAUGGAGGUGGUGAUCGCCGUGGCGUCGGUGCUCGGGAACGUUAUGGUGGUUUGGGCGGUGAAGAUUAAUAAGUCUCUGCGAGACACCACGUUUUGCUUCAUCGUGUCCCUGGCUCUGGCGGAUAUUGCGGUGGGAGCCCUCGUCAUCCCUCUGGCCAUCACCAUCAGCAUCGGACUCCAAACUCACUUCUACAGCUGCCUGCUCGUGGCGUGCACGGUGCUGGUGCUGACGCAAAGUUCAAUCCUGGCGCUGCUGGCAAUCGCGAUUGACCGCUACCUCAGGGUCAAGAUCCCGACCAGGUACAAGCGGGUGGUGACAACUCGGCGAGCAGCGCUGGCGGUGCUGAUCUGCUGGACGGUGGCCUUCAUCGUGGGCCUCACGCCAAUGUUGGGCUGGAACAACCUUAAUCGUCUGCAGCAGAACGGCUCCAUUAGCUCCGACCUGGUCAUCACCUGCCAGUUCGAAAACGUCAUCAGCAUGGACUACAUGGUCUACUUCAACUUCUUCGGCUGGGUGCUGCCGCCGCUGCUCUUCAUGCUCGUCAUCUACGCCGAGAUCUUCUACGUGAUCCACAAGCAGCUCAACAACAAGAAGUUCACCACCAGCCACUCUGACCCCAACAAGUACUACGACAAGGAACUGAAUCUGGCCAAGUCCCUGGCUCUGGUUCUGUUCCUGUUCGCCGUCAGCUGGUUGCCGCUGCACAUCAUCAACUGCAUCACGCUCUUCUGCCCCGAGUGCGAGAAGCCGAUCGUGCUGCUCUACAUCGCCAUCUUGCUCACGCACGGCAACUCCGCCGUCAACCCCAUCAUCUACGCUUUCCGCAUCAAGAAGUUCCGUUCAGCCUUCAGGAAGAUCUGGCAGCAAUACUUCUGCUGCAAGGACACCCCGGCCCUGGAGAUCCAGCCCAGCGACCGGAAAGAGAUGCCGGAGCCACAGCAGGCGACACCACCACCGAUACAGCCACCGCAGCCUAAUCAGAAGGAAGUCUCCAAAUCUGAAACCCCACCACAACAACAAGAGCCUCCACCGGAGCAGCAACAGGACCAGAGCCAACCACCACAGCAACCUAAAGAACACCCGCCCUUACUGGAGCAGAACGACGUCUAAACUGGAGCCGAUCGGCUGGCUGGGAAAGUAACAACCGGUGCACGAGCUUCGGUUCUCUCCUCGUCUGAAUGUAGUCUGACGGGGAGCAGGAGGUGCUGCAGCGCUGCAGCCGACUGGGAUCAUUCAUCCAAAAUACUGGAAAAUACUGGAUUUGUCCGUACUCGGGAGGCGUGGAUUUACUGACGUUAUGGUCAAAGCAACAACAACAACAAAGAAAAAGCAAAAAAAAAGAAGGGUUAUCUAUUAAUCUAUUAAGUUGCAAUAAUAGAAAUCUUUUUAUCUUAGUAACAAACUGAAGACUUUAAGCUUUAACUGUUCAUUAUGGUCAAACAUUACAACGUGUGCAAUAUAAUUUAUUGUGGUUUAUCUACCUGCUAUAGAAGGACAGUUUAUAGAGCAGGUUCAUCUUACUACUGUAGUACUGUGUGUGUGUGUGUGUGUGUGUGUGUGUGUGUGUGUGUGUAACUGGUUGAAGAAUACGAAUGUAAUCAUGUAAAUAAGAGACGGCAGCAGCAGCAGCACAGCUUCUUCUUCAGGGUCUUAAUCGCACAACAGUGGUGGAGCAAGUGGCACUCUGAGAGAGAUUUCUGCAGCUGUGUGUGUGUCUGUGUGUGUGUGUCUGUGUGUGCGCUGAUAGAAGGGGUUUUUGUAAUCCCUAAACUCUUCUCCGCUGGAGCCCUGAGUCCCUCAGUGGAUGGAGUAGCACUGAUCCAUUACUGAGGAGAUGGACGGGGAUAAGAAACAAGCAGCUGGAGGGAAACGGGAGGUUUUAACCUUUGAGAAGCAGUGACCAGGAGCCUCUGCAGGACAACAGCUCCUCAUGGGGCAGAGAGACAACAUGCACUGAAAGCUCGUGUUUAUCCAGCCUCCGUAACAGCUGCUGGUGGGAGUUUUCCUUUUUUUUCCUCUGAUGAUAACAUGAUCACAGCGUACCACUCGGGACAGUGGCUUCCACGGCCUUACUCUGUGCUGUAACGAGACUGGCAAUGAAGAUUGUGAGUAUCUGAGCUCAAACAUUUUUGCAUAAAGCCAAACUGAGGCGUCCGUCAGUUAGUAACCAAACGUUUAAAAUAAAAACACUGUCUGUGAAUGUAAUGUAGUUCUGUUAUGUCUCUUGUAAAGACUCACUGCAGCUCUCCUGAGUGGGCGACAAUCUGAACUCUCUGGUGCUCGGACGGUUCAAUGCCAUCCACACCAACUGGACUGUACAGAAAUAGGAUAAAUAAAUGUAUAAUAUCAUGUCCUUCCUACAGGUUACGCUAUUUACAGCCUCAGUUUACAGUUUGGACUCCAGUAGAAUAGUGAAAUAUACAUAUUUGUGAUAUUAUUAUGUUAUUUUGUAGCUUGAUGAAUGAAUGAAUGAAUGUGACUACUGAGCACACAGUCCGAUCAUGUCUCCAAGAAACGUUUGUAUGCAACUAAUUUAACAGUAAACGCUGUUUGAAGGAAACAAAAUAACACCGGGUUACAUUCU